AAACCAACUUUAAUCCCAUGCCUUAGUUCUUAUAGAUCAUAAAUAAUUUUCACAAUUCUCUCUGUGUUCAUCCAUGGCUUUCACCGACGCAGCGAAGCAAAACGGUUUCGACAAAGAAAUCAAAGAACUCAUCUCCUCUCUCACAAGUUGUGCAUCGAGUAUUCCGAAAAAUGGAGGUGAUUCAACUCAGCAUAAUACUCAGGAUUAUGAUGGACUCAGGAUGAUCACUUUGGCCGGAACCAACGUGGGAGCCAACAUGCACGGGGAGAUGGAUGAGAAACCUAACGGCCCACAAGGCAUCGAACUGGGAGGCACUGAAGAGUUGACUACAUAUGCAAACAAUAAUUUUCAGGCUAUUAACAAUUCAAUAAUACUCGGUGGUAGUUAUAAUACGAAGGAUCCAGGUGUUCAUUUGGACGUAUCGGAGUACAUGGAUCACAAUGCACAUCACCUCGAGCACGAUAAGAAGGAGAAGAAGAGCGAAAGGGAAGGGUCCAAAAGUGACCAUCAGAAUGAAAGUUCUUCAGACUAGCUUGGAUAAAGUAUGCAUGAGUCACCAGUCGAUCAUAUAUUUAUUUUCUACUUAUAUUUGUAAUUGCACCAACUUUAUAUUCUAUGCAAGAAUACAUUUGCGUCGUAUAAUCGAAACUCAUAUAAUUUAUUUCUUCCUCAA
Messenger RNA from Olea europaea var. sylvestris, 673 nucleotides. RefSeq lists its product as uncharacterized. The record is from RefSeq and is a predicted model, not a curated record. The coding region runs from base 74 to 532 and encodes 152 amino acids. NCBI's taxonomy places the organism in Eukaryota, Viridiplantae, Streptophyta, Magnoliopsida, Lamiales, Oleaceae. The transcript has 2 exons.